Messenger RNA from Prinia subflava (tawny-flanked prinia), 4639 nucleotides. It is a transcript of the gene SLC9D1, whose product is annotated as transmembrane and coiled-coil domains 3. Gene Ontology annotation, molecular function: potassium:proton antiporter activity. The transcript has 13 exons. Gene Ontology annotation, biological process: proton transmembrane transport; potassium ion transmembrane transport. Gene Ontology annotation, cellular component: membrane. The record is from RefSeq and is a predicted model, not a curated record. The coding region runs from base 220 to 2256 and encodes 678 amino acids. NCBI's taxonomy places the organism in Eukaryota, Metazoa, Chordata, Aves, Passeriformes, Cisticolidae.
GCGCGGGGCGAGGGGCGGCCGCAAGGACGGGGCUCCUCGCUGCCCUCCGCCAGCGGCCGCCGCCCUCUAACACCCGUGCCCGCCGCCCUGCGAUCCCGCCCUUCCCGCCCCGCCGCUGCGGGCCUUCCUCCGUCCCUCAGCCUGGUGAGCAUACUGGAGAUGCAGAAAGCUUUGAGCAGUGGAUCAUCAGUUUCUCCCAAGAGCAAUAUAAAGUGAAGAAUGAAGGCGGCUGGGUUUAUUUCCCUGUGGACGUUGGUUUCGCUGCCUUGUGGCCCCUUAGCAAACCCUGCAGAACGUGAAGAUGUAGUGAAGCACGCAAUAAAGCUGCACCGUGGGAAAGGAGCUGUUAUCACUCAGAGGAAGCAGUGGGUGUUGGAGAGCUGCAGAAAACUGUCUGGUCUUCUUCGCCAAAAGAAUGUUGUUCUCAACAAACUAAAAAAUGCCAUAAGAGCAGUUGAGAAGGACGCAGGACUGUCUGAUGAAGAGAAACUUUUUCAGGUGCACACCUUCGAAAUUUUCCAAAAGGAGCUAAAUGAAAGUGAAAACUCAGUCUUUCAGGCAAUCCAUGGCCUCCAGAGAGCUCUGCAGGGUGAUUACAAAGAUGUUGUGAAUAUGAAAGAAAGCAGUAGACAGAGACUGGAAGCCUUGAGAGAAGCUGCAAUUAAGGAAGAAAUGGAAUAUGUUGAACUCUUAGCAGCAGAAAAACACCAGGUUGAAGCCCUUAAGAACAUGCAGCACCAAAACAAAAGCCUGUCGAUGCUUGAUGAAAUUCUGGAAGAUGUCAGGAGGGCAGCUGAUAGACUGGAAGAGGAAAUAGAAGAGCAUGCCUUUGAUGACAACAAAUCUGUAAGAGGUGUAAACUUUGAAGCAGUUUUAAGGGUGGAAGAAGAUGAAGCCAACUCCAAAAGAAAUGCUUCAAAAAGAGAAGUAGAAGAUGACUUAGGUCUUAGUAUGCUUAUUGAUUCUCAGAACAAUCAGUAUAUCCUUACUAAACCCAGAGAUUCAACCAUUCCUCGUGCUGAUCAUCAUUUCAUAAAGGAUAUUGUGACAAUAGGAAUGUUGUCUUUGCCGUGUGGCUGGCUGUGCACAACAAUAGGAUUGCCAACCAUGUUUGGAUAUAUUAUCUGUGGAGUACUCUUAGGACCCUCAGGACUAAAUAGUAUCAAGUCUAUUGUGCAGGUGGAGACGUUAGGAGAGUUUGGUGUAUUCUUCACUCUCUUUCUGGUUGGUCUGGAAUUUUCUCCUGAAAGAUUAAGAAAGGUGUGGAAAAUAUCUUUGCAAGGACCCUGCUACAUGACAGUUCUGAUGAUUGCCUUUGGUUUACUAUGGGGGCACUUGCUCCAAAUCAGACCAACACAGAGCGUCUUCAUUUCCACUUGUUUGUCUUUGUCAAGCACACCACUGGUGUCCAGAUUUCUUGCAGGUAGUGUUCGAGGAGAUAAAGAAGGGGACAUUGACUACAGCAGCGUACUGCUUGGCAUGUUGGUGAUGCAGGAUGUGCAGCUUGGCUUGUUUAUAGCUGUCAUGCCUACACUUAUUCAAGCAGGAGUGAGCACGCAUUCCAGCAUUUUCAAGGAAAUUUUGAGAAUACUGAUACUGAUUGGUCAGAUUCUGUUUUCUCUGGCUGCUGUUUUUCUUCUAUGUCUUGUUAUAAAGACUUAUCUCAUAGGACCGUAUUACCGCAAGCUGCACACAGAAAGCAAAGGGAAUAAAGAAAUCCUCAUUCUAGGAAUAACUGCAUUCACCUUCCUUAUGUUAACGAUCACAGAGCUGUUGGAUGUUUCAAUGGAGCUGGGAUGCUUCUUAGCCGGAGCUCUGAUCUCUUCUCAGGGUCACAUGGUUACUGAGGAGAUUAUGUGCUGUAUUGAACCAAUACGUGACUUUCUUGCCAUCAUUUUCUUUGCAUCUAUAGGACUUCAUGUUUUUCCCACGUUUGUAAUAUAUGAACUCACAGUCUUGCUAUUCCUUACAUUGUCUGUCGUCAUAAUGAAGUUUGUCUUGGCAGUGCUUGUCCUUUCUUUGAUUCUUCCAAAGACCAGCCAAUAUAUCAAGUGGAUUGUGUCAGCAGGACUGGCACAAGUCAGUGAAUUCUCUUUUGUUCUGGGAAGUAGAGCACGCAGAGCAGGGAUCAUAUCUCGGGAGGUCUACCUCCUUAUUCUGAGUGUGACUACUCUUAGCCUUUUACUGGCCCCUGCCCUGUGGAGAGCUGCAAUUAUGAAAUGUGUUCCGAGACCUGAAAGACGCUCAAGUACUUGAUCAAGAUUUGCACAAGUAGAAGAAUAUGUCCUCCUGCAAGGAAAGCAUCUUCAUUGCUCAUUGUAUUUCUAUGCACUCAGAAAACAAGACCUGUUGAGUAGUCAGCGUUCUUAACAAGCACUUGGUUAUAAGCCUUAUACUGACCUAAAAACAAAACGAAAUUCAAUACUAAAAAUAAUUAUGUCAUUUGAAUUGCACACCUUUUACAAGAUUUACUUUAACUCGGACAGAUUGGAAUCUCCUAGAAUAUUUGUUUCUAGUCCAAUCUGUUACUCAGAGCAUACAUUAUUUUUUUAAAAUAUAGCAUCAUGCAAACUAUGUUGAUUUUUUUUUUUUUGCCUGAAUGUGCCUUUUAAUUUUCAUCCUGUUAAUGCUGGUUUAUCACCAGAUUUUGUUCAAAAAGGAAAAAAAGAUAUAUAUAUAUAUAUUAUGGUGCCUAUGGUAUCUUCUUUCACUAAAUGACUUGAGUCAUUUUCACAUUUAGGAUUUUAAUAUAGCAGUAUAAAAUUAAUUACAAAACAAAUUUCUAAUGGUGAAUAAAAGAGUGAUCUUCUACACAAAGAAAAGGUUUAACUGUUUAGUAUCAGUUCCAAGCAGUUAAUUACAUAUUCCAAAUCAUGCAGCCAGUACUGCAUGAUAUUUUAUUCCAAAUUGCAGCUUAUAAUGUAUUUUGUUAUAGUGGUAUAUUUUGUGUUAGCUCUUGUAUUUAUUUACAUAUUUGACUAAAAAUUGACAGUACGAAAGGGCAUAACUUAUGUUUGCAGACUGACAGUUGUUACCCAUUCUUGUUGCUAACUGCUGCUACAGUAAUGGUUUACAGGGGUGUUUUCUUUUAAAUCAAAAAGAAAUGUAGUAAAAGUGGGAAGUGUCAUUUCAAUUAGAUGUGAAAAAUAACACUUCUGUAACCUUGGAGGUUGGAUCUUAGUUGACACCAUUCUAGGUUUGAAAUUAUUUUAAGUAAAUUAACUUGCAGAAAACUAGAAACGUCAGACUGGAUGUGUAUUUGCAACCCCAUGACCUUUUAAGUUGCCUUUACAUUGAAUAAAUUGUUAGUCUUUUAAAAAUACCAUGAUAUUUUAGAAAACAGUGUUUUGAAUGUGAUCUUAAAUGUGUUCUUUCUUUAAAAUGUUGUAUGUAGUGAGAUAGAUCUUGUAAAAGCCCAUUCUUUAAGUGUCACAGAGAAAGCUUACUCAUAGACUAUAGUCUACUCUGUGACAAAGCAUUUAACAAUCAUCUUGAGGUUUAUCUGCUAAACCAAAUACUAUUUAAGAUACAUUAACACUUCAAGUCAGUAUUGCAGCGUCAUCUGAAAUAACAUUGAUACACACAAAAUGGUUAGAAAAAUGCAUGUUAUAAGGUUUAAAUCGCCAAUUAAAAUGAAAAUUGUCCUCCAAGUAGCAAAACAAAGCUUUGGAUGGAUUUUUGUGCUCUAUACCUCUUUACCCCAUAGCAUCCUCAGUGUCUUCUGUGUUUUCUCUGACAUCUGCUGGGCUCGUCCAAAUGAAACUUGGAUUAGUCUGGAGUGUGUAUGUGCAGGUGGGACAAGGUAGAGAUCAUCAUAUAUGAGUUCUUGCUCACUGGACUCGGGGCUUUCCCUCUAGGCACUAAUGCUUCAUAAAGAUUGGAGGAAUGUAUGGCAAUUCCACCUUUUGAAUGGUUUCAAAAGUUGUUGCAAAACAGACAAGUGCAGAGCAAAAAACUGCCCUAUAAAUAUUUUUUUAAUAAAAUUAUUCUAUAACAGAAAAUAAACUAAAAACUGAUUUGUUGGUGUAUUUCAAUAUUUUUAUUCGAAAUAGAGGAGCAGUUCAAGUUUUGUGGUUCCACUUAACAGUCUACUAGCUCAGACCUUUUACUCUUUUCCAGGUACCUCACUGAAAUAAUUUGUUUCCUAACUGUCUUAUCCACUCUAUCCACUGACCUAGCUCAUUGUUUUGGCAUGAAAUACAAACAUGUCUCCUGAAUGCUUCAUUUUGGCUUUGAAAGAUGCUUAUUUCACAUGUAGUUUACCACCUGUUUCGGGGGGAAAAAUACAUUACAGGUCAUGGUAGAGAUCUCUGUAUGGCUUCCAUUAUGUCACUUAGUUAGCCCUUGAAGCAAUUGUAUGACAUACUGCACCUGUGAUGAGUAAAACAUCUAAAUAAAUUGCUGUGGGUAGUUGUAGUUCUCUAGAAAACUCUUUAAAGGUUAGGAACGAGACUAGGAAAUACUGAUGGCUUGUGUCUCUUAAAUGAAAGGAAAUAUUUUCGUGACUAUCUGUUAAAAGAUUUGAGUGAAAAGCUCUUUUGGUACCAUGUUCAAAAAAGGAAAAUGAGCAUCUAGAUACCUUACUGGUUGCCUCAUCUUUCUCAGUUCUCUCCCAAAUAAACUUUGUCAUGUUUAGGAA